AUGCUUUAUUUGGAGGAAAAACAGGAACAAAGGAAAUCAUCCAAACACUUCAAAUUUAGCAACUGCCUCAUUGAUCUGCCAAGCUAUGAUACUGUGAUAAAGAAGAGUUGGGAUGCUCAUAUCAGGGGCAACCCAAUGUAUGUUCUUUGGCACAAACUCAAGAGACUACAACAUGAGUUAAAGCAGUUCAGCAAACCACUGUCUGAUAUUAAAAGGAAGCUGAUAGCAGCUAGAGCAAAUCUAAAAGAAACACAAGGAAAACUGAUUGGGGACAGAUUGAAUAACACUUUGGUUGAAGAGGCUAAGAAGCUGACUGAGGAAGUGAUUUCCAUGAACGAGUUAGAAUGGAAAAUCCUACAGCAAAGGGCAAAAAUUGAUUGGAUUAGAAAAGGAGAUGGUAACAAUCAUUACUUUUAUGCAGCUAUCAAAGGUAGACAACAUACCAACUGCCUUACCAAUCUAAGAACAAAUGAUGGCAGACAGUUAACAGCCAAACCAGAUAUUGAAGAGGAAGUGAUUAACUUCUACAAAAACCUGAUGGGAAAGGAUGUAGAUUGCAUGAACUACAUUGAUAUUGAAGCCAUGAGGAUGGGAAAGCAACUUAACAUGGAACAAAGGGAACACCUCACCAGACCCAUUUCUGAAGCUGACUCACUAAAGCCCUCAAAGGAAUAG
Lathyrus sativus (Indian pea) is the source of this 675-nucleotide messenger RNA. Lineage: Eukaryota; Viridiplantae; Streptophyta; Magnoliopsida; Fabales; Fabaceae. The record is from the annotation of a GenBank genome assembly.